AUGUUUAUGAAAAACUAUAUCUGUGCGUUACUGUUGUUCUACGGUGUCGUGCCAGUGUUAUGUCAAGAAACUAGCAACAGUGAAAUUACAAGUUUAAACGAGAAUGACCAAGACAGGGACAAAAGGAACAUAGACAAUAUUUUAAGAAAUGUCGCAGACGUUUUCGGCUACGAUGUCCAAAAAAGACCGACCGCGAUACCUCCUCCCCCUCCACCACCACCACCAACACAACCACCUCCUCCUCCACCGCCUCCACCACCUGUUCCUAGAGCACCUCCAGCCAAACCACCACCACCAGCUCCUAGACCACCGCCACCUAGACCUCCACUUCCUCCAGUCAUCACUCCUCCCCCUCUAUUAACGGAAAACGUAAGAAAAACUUUUAGCAUCAACUUUAAUUGGAAUAGGAACCUUCAAACUCCGCCGCCACCAGCGCCACCAGCACCCCCUGCACCCCCUGCACCCCCUGCUCCACCAGCUCCCCCAGCACCUGCAAAACCAGCACCACCUCCACCACCACCUCGUCCCGCACCAAAACCUGCUCCUGCCCCUCCUCCACCACCUCCUCCACCACCUCCUCCACCUAAAAAACCACCUCCAAAAUUACCCCAACCGUACGUUGAUUAUGAAGAACAAAACGAGCAACAAGACUACCAGGAUCAACCCGAACGAAUCCAAAUCGAGUUCCCGGAUUAUUCCAAUGAGGACGAAACCGAUAGGAAACGUGACGUGCACCUACAAUUAAUAGACAAAGAACACUCGAGGGAGAAGUUUAAACAGGAGUUUGAUAAUUUUUGGGAGAAUAGUCCUUUUAGUGUCGAGAACGGAUACAAAUUUCUGUCGCCACCUGGACCAGACUAUCAAGGAAAUUUCGCAGCGUCUUCUGAUGAUGGUUUAAAGCACAAUCAUGUUAGAAGUGCUGACGAUUAUUAUGAACAACCGUAUUAUUUGGAGAAACCAUUAUAUAAUAAUUAUUAUACCAAUAAGAAUUUAAAAGAGAGUGGCAAAUCUGUAAGCGAACACGUUUUGGAUUAUUAUGGUCAGAAGUUCGCGAAAGAUGCUGAGGAGAAACGACGGAAAGAAAAACCUAGCCAAUAUAAAGAAAUUGGUAAUGACGAAGUAGAUACUGUAGAAUAUUUAAAUGAACCCUAUAGAGAUUAUGGAGGACAAGAUCAUGAAGAUUAUAAUAGUCAAUACAAUUAUGGCAAAGGAGGCGAAAGUGAUAAAUUCAGAAAUAACGAAGAAUUAGAUGAAGUUGAAAUGAUUGAAGUUAAAGGUACGGGAGGAAAAAGUGGCAAAUAUGAAUACAAGCAACCAGUUAAAUAUAACAAUCCAGAUGAAAAUUUUGCUGUAGAAUAUAUAGGACAAAAUUCUCAAGAAAAAGAAGAUAUUCGCAAUGACGACAAGGAUGAUGACAAAAAAAUUGUAGUAAAAAUGAAUGUUGUCAAUCAUAUUCAAGAUGUUAUAGAUAGAGAGAACCAGAAAGAGAAAGAGCAGGAAAAUAAUGAAGGGAAAGAUGACGACAGAGAAAGCACUCGGACAGUAGAACAAAAAAAGGAGAAGGUUAAUUUUGAAGUAAGUUUGAGGGAUUUAGAGAAGUUUAUUGGUGAGCAUUUUAAAGAAAGCGUCUCAAGAAAUAAACAAAUGAAUAGAAACCAAGAUCGUCAACCAAGACUUGAAGGUAAUGAUUGCAAUAAAAGAAGAAAACCACAAAACAGAACAGAACCCAAACCAACUAAAUCUAGCAUCAUAAAACAAUUAGAAAAGUUUAGUAGAAAUUACAAAAGCUCCUCAAGAAGGCCACCAACAUCCCAGCCGCAAAGGAAUAGAACACAAACCGAAGAGACCAAGCGGAAAACGGUGGUAGUUCAGCCUGUUUUCUCAGGAAUAUUGAAUUUUGAUGGAUUGAACGAACUACAAAAAUCCAACAAACCUUUUGUGGUGCCAAUUGAAAUAGAAUACAGUGGGAGUCAAAAAAAGUAUUCGAAAACUCCGGUGAAAUAUCAAACGAGCGGCAAAAUUCGAGUGAGACGUUAUUUGGAUUUUGCUGAGUCCAAAAAGGAGAAAAAAGAUUGGUACGUUCCUGAUCGAUAUUCUGAGGAAUAUAAUUAUGAAAUACCUGAACCGGAGCCUAUGGACUAUGCAAAAUUAGAAUCCAAAGAAUAUAUGGAUGUCAAAGACGACGAUUUGUCAAAAAAUGCUAAAAUUAUUAACAAAGAAUCAGGCACGAAGAAGAUGAUUAUAAGAGUCAAGCAAAAUAUUACACAAUCAUAUUAG
Molecule: messenger RNA, 2277 nt
Organism: Aethina tumida (small hive beetle)
Lineage: Eukaryota; Metazoa; Arthropoda; Insecta; Coleoptera; Nitidulidae
Product: histone-lysine N-methyltransferase set1-like
Exons: 2
Coding region: 1-2277 (758 amino acids)
Biological process (GO): protein transport to vacuole involved in ubiquitin-dependent protein catabolic process via the multivesicular body sorting pathway
Cellular component (GO): endosome
Source: RefSeq, a predicted model, not a curated record